UUUUGGGUGGCAAGUAAGUUUUGAGGCUGACUGAAGAAGCAUUUCGAAGCUCCUUCAAACACGACUAGACACGGCGUUCAAAGCAAGGUCAAGAAGAACAAAAACAACACCAAGCAAAACAACCGAAGCCACCACGUGGUUGCUGUAUUUUGGAAGGUCGGUGACCAUGAUGCGCUAUUCCAGAGGUGGUCGAGGGCGCGGAGGCAGGGGCCGGUUUGGGAGAGGAGGAGAAGGGCGCAAUAAUACGGCAAGAGGUUCCAUGGCGUGGGUGAGGCCUCCAAGCGACGAAAGCAGUGGAGUUUCCAACGGUCCUGUGUUACGAGGGCCGGGCCAUUUUCGUGGGAGAGGACGAGGUCGUUCGUCAUCAUCAUCAUUCCAUUCUAUGACAACUAAUACCAAAAAGUCGUGGCGACGAGACGCUUCAGCGACAUCGCAAGUUGUGGAAGGGUCAACAGUACAUGUAGGACAGGAGAACUCAAGUUUUGAUGCUGAAGAAAAACCGAAAAUCGUGGUUGCCAGGGAUGGGAGCAGCAAAAAGGAGGAAGAAGAGCCACAAGAAAAGCAGGACAUUUCCUCGGGGGGAUUGGUGGCUGAAAACGUAUCGAGUGCGUUGGUAAAGCUGGGGUCCAACAAGCUGGUAGUUUCCAAUAAAAGCAAUUCUCAAGGACCAUCAGCGGCCAAGCUGCAAGAAGAAGCUGAAAUCACACAUGUUUCCACUACAGCAUCUGACACUGCAUCUCCCAAAGAGACUAGAAAGAUGAUGCCAAAGGGAUCCAACAAACUGGUGUUGUCAAAAAAUCCAAGCAACAGUACAUGUAGCAGCAACAAUCAUCAUUCAAAAUCAUGGAACAAGUACUCUGCAAAAGAAGGAGACCAUCUUCAAGAGGCAAAGAAAACAAAGAGAACUCGAUCAACGGCAUACAGCCAUGGUCCAACCGUUAAACGGGUCAAGAUCUACGACACCAUGAGCGAGGCAUACCAAGACGACAACAGCGACGCUGCAACUGCGAACAACAGUGAACAACAAGGUAAGUCAUUGACCAACGCUGCCUACCGAGAAACCUACGGUGGCAAUCGUCUGGUCAGAGUCAAUCAAGAAGACACACCAAUCUGCCAAACAUUUCUACGUGGCAUCAAGUGCGAAAAUGAACGUUGUACCAAACGACAUGAUGUCCCAAGAGAAUCCGCAAUGCCAAUCUGCUCCUUCUUUCAACGACACGGCCAGUGUCUAAAAGGUUCAGAGUGCAGGUUUCGUCAUGUCAAGGUCAACCCCCUCGCCACCAUUUGUCCCAGCUUUAAUCUAUUGGGAUAUUGCGAUGACGAAGCCUGCCCGAUGAAGCAUGUGGCUGCCACAAAAAAAGUAACAGCCAAUGGCAAGCGGAAUUCGUAUCAUCAUAAUCGUGGCAGCAACAACAAACAGCGGACGUCAAAAUCGUACCGAUAGAGUACAUUAUGUCCAAAGGUAAGGAAACAUGAGACACCCGGCAACUGGAAGUUGCGUGAUGCUGUAUUUGAUUUGUUCAAUUCUUGCGCGUUUUAAAAUGGUGGGUAAGACACUCGAGAUUUUAUGCACUCGGGAACGAUUGAAUGAUCAGUCUUUCAUGAUGUGAACUAACUGGCCACGGUGGUCUGGACAGUCAUGCAUUCAUCAUGUAAAGGGGAGGAUUGAAUUCAACAAGGUUAUCAAUCAAACGAUGGGGCUCAUCUUCGUAUUCCAUGUAUGGCCAUUUUAAUCUAUAGUGUUGUAUUAUUUAAAAACCAUCGACAGCGAAU
Messenger RNA from Seminavis robusta, 1773 nucleotides. NCBI's taxonomy places the organism in Eukaryota, Bacillariophyta, Bacillariophyceae, Naviculales, Naviculaceae. The record is from the annotation of a GenBank genome assembly.